CUGGACGGCAAAAGUGAAGGCUCUGGGUACAAGUUUAACUUCUGCGCAGACGCACAAUGUGUUAAAAAAAAAACAAAGCUGUCAAGUUUCGAUGUAGAAGUGGGUUAAAGAUAAAUAACGUCCUUUUUGUCUUUAAAUGAUAUGAACCAGAGUCAGAAACAUGACGAAUUUGACAUUCUGGGCACGUGGGAGAUUGACAUAUGCGAGGCAAACGAUGAAGCUUAUGAAAACUUGAAAGGAGUCCGAUUUUCGCUGGACGAGGGGGAUGAUGUGACUUGGCACCUUACAGCACUCGCUGAACAAGAAAUAUUGCCACUCUUCUCAUGCAAAACGUUUGAGUUUGAUGACUGGUCAGAAGGACGGGUGCUUCACUUUUAUAUGCCCAAUGCUGGAGAUUGGAUAGAAUUUAAGGUCUCAAUACAAAAGGAUAAUAAGGACCAAAUCAUUCUUAAAAGUGGGAAAAGUCUCAAAUUGAAUUGCAGCAGAGUCAUAGAGGAGACAGUAGUACUUCUACCAAGGUUCAGUCUGCUGGGUGCUCUUAAUGAAGGGUACUUCUCUGAUCUAAAAAUUACUGCAAGCAAUGGAGAAGAGUUUAAUGUYCACAGGACCAUUCUAUCAUGUCUUUGUCCUAUGGAAGACUGGAGUAAAGUCCCUCAUUACAUGAAGAAUCUUCCAUCUGAUGUACUUAGACUUUUUCUUCACUACCUUUAUACUGGUAGUCUGCCAGAUAAUCCAUCAGAGAGUACAGUGAAAGGAAUUCUUAGAGUUGCUGAAAAUGUACCUUGCUUCAAAGAACUUGUCAAAUUAUGUACAGAUUUUCUAGAAGCUACAGCAGUUAUAACUAGAAUAACAAACCUGCUAAAUGACAUUGAAAAAUCAAUGGAGAAUGUGUUGAGCACAUUAAACAAUUUGUGUAGUCUUAGUCAUGAUGGCAUGAUGAGGCUCAGUUUGUCAACAGAACCAAGUCAAGUCUUUGAAGUAAGCAAAAUAGUGGCUCAACAAGUGGCUGUAGUUUCCUUGAAGUUUGUUCUUCUCUGUGACAUCUUUUCUAAGAGAAAAACUGAAUUAACAAGACAAGAAAGACAUGGUCUCAUAAAGAGUAUCAGAGAUAGGAUUCCUGUGUAUGCAAAGAAAAUGCAUUGUUUACUAGUCCUGUGCCAAGACUGUCUAGUGAUGAUGAAUAUAACUCAAAAGAAAGACAUUGCAACAUACUUUGCUCCAAAAAUAGAGACAUUUCUGAAAACCUUAUCAGAAAUAGGAUUGAUAGAGACACUUGAUCAUAUAGUUGAAAAAGAAGAAAAUGAUCAGAAAAGUUCACCUCACUCAAGCUUCAGUGGUAAAUUGAGCAGAACUCUUAAAAAGGCAGUGCAUAUUCGAGAACUUAAAGUGUUAAGAAUGAUUCAAGAAGAAAUAGCAUCGCUUUUAUCAUUUUUAUUUCAAAGAAGAGAAGACUUCUGUGAUUUAUCUGCUGAUGAAAAAGUUCGUUCCAUGGUGAAAGGAAUGAAUAAAAUGAUAGAAAGAGAGCUUCCUGAUGUAAUAGACAACAUAGAGAAAGUUCCUCAAACUUACACUAGAUUGAAGUUUAAAGAGUGGAAGAGCUUACUUAAAGUUGGAACUGCCCAAAUUUCAUGUAUUCUUGAAACAAUAAAACGACACAAGAGCUCAAUAAAACCAAUAGUUGACUUCAUUCAAAAAUAUGAGCCUUUGCAAGAACUUAUGGUCGAUGUUGGACUAGCAGAAUCCGUGUCUAAAGAUGAACCACCUAUCCCACCCUAUAAACCAGAGUAUCUUGCCUCCUCCAAGACAUACAGAGCAAAUCACAUCAAUAAACUAUCAAAAGCUGCUGCGUCAAUUCUUGAAACAGGGAAGUACGCUGACAUGACUUUUAUUGUAAGCAAUGCACAUCGUGGAUGGAAAAAUUGUGUGAAGAGAGAUGAGAACGAAAGCGAUCAAGCUUGUAGUUCUACUAGUGAUAAGGUUUCCAGGUGCCAACAAAAUGCCGACAAUGGACAGAAAACAGUAGAAUUCAAAGCUCAUCGAGUGAUUGUUGCUGCACGUUGCCACUGGUUUAAAUGUGCUCUUACGAGUGGUAUGAAAGAAUCCAUCGAUAGGACGAUUUUGGUUCCAGACACAAGCCCAGCUGUGUUUUGCAAGUUUUUAGAGACAUUGUAUGGAGAAGUGAUGGACACCAAAUCAUUAACAACUGAACAGUUAAUCGAAAUGAUGAUAUUGACAGACGUUUAUGAGAUGAGCAGUAUGAAAGAUGCAUGUGAAUCAGCAUUAUGUACUCGUUUUAAUAGUGAUAAUGUGAUCUAUCUACUAAGUCUGGCUGAUCGCUACAACACUCCCAAAUUAAAGGAAGAGUGUAUCAAAUAUGUAACAACAAGUGAAGAUGUUUUAGAAUCAGAAGAAUUUGACAAUCUAACAAAAGACUUACAGCAUGAAAUAGGAUUACGAAUGGAUACUUCAAUACGAGAUGUUCUAACACAGAACAAUGAAUUGAUUAAUAGACAACUUGAAGAAUAUGGAAUUCAAAGUCUUCAAGAGUGUACAACAAGAAAGAUUUUCGAGCAACAUGCCAUUCGAUGCCACAGGGCGACACGGAUCGAAAAGUGUAUUCAAUCCUUGACUGAAGUCCUUGGGGACUCGAUUCCCAGACGAGAAUUGAUCCGCGUGACUUUAGCAGCAAAUUGUGAUGUCAACAGAGCUUUGAACUUUUAUUUCUCUUGGCAGUCUCAAGAACCAUCUUAACUGACUUUGAUUAAACACUGGAAUUGUUUUAAUGUUUGUUACAAUUAAACAGCUCAUGCAUGUGUCAGACAUGAGAUAUCUUUUAUUGAAAUAAAUAAGAUGUAUACUAAAUUUUUACAAUUGUUAAAUAAAAAUAUCAAUCUUUUGUUUUCAA
Molecule: messenger RNA, 2905 nt
Organism: Exaiptasia diaphana
Lineage: Eukaryota; Metazoa; Cnidaria; Anthozoa; Actiniaria; Aiptasiidae
Exons: 20
Coding region: 142-2751 (869 amino acids)
Biological process (GO): regulation of proteolysis; proteasome-mediated ubiquitin-dependent protein catabolic process
Cellular component (GO): cytoplasm
Molecular function (GO): ubiquitin protein ligase binding
Source: RefSeq, a predicted model, not a curated record